Cylas formicarius (sweet potato weevil) is the source of this 979-nucleotide messenger RNA. RefSeq lists its product as uncharacterized. The record is from RefSeq and is a predicted model, not a curated record. Lineage: Eukaryota; Metazoa; Arthropoda; Insecta; Coleoptera; Brentidae. Bases 120 to 845 code for a protein of 241 amino acids. The transcript has 6 exons.
GAUAAAUAAAAUGAACUACGGAGCGAUAUAUCCGACAACAUCGGUUAAGGAAAUUCAAUUUGUUAUAUAGAGCGUCGACGUUGUAAGGUUUGUUUAGUUCUCUCCGACAAUCUGACGAGAUGAAGUUCCUCGUGUGUUGCUUAUUUGCUGCUUUUGCAGUGGUCGAAUACGUAAAUGGCUACCAUCCUAGAUCCUAUGAGUACUCGAGACCUUACCCGUCUCGUGGAGUCGACCGUGGCUUUGGAAGAUUUUUGAACGACGAAUAUGCCAGCAGUUUGGACAAGGAUGCUAUUGUGUCCAAGGCGAACGAUAUUUGCCCCGGAUAUGGCGAACAAUUCAUGAAUUCUUCAGUGGAAGCGAUCAGCUGCUUCAACUUGGUAGACGAGAACCAAGAGACAGCGUGCUCGCUGAUCCAGAAGCAUUUCGAGCGAUGUGCGCAGCCGAUCAUCAAUACUUUAGAACAAUGUCUACCGGAGCAGUCUAGCACGAUUCCCGCACUGUUCGUGAGAUCGACCGUGAAAAUAUCGGAACAUCUUUGCAAGACAGACGGAGAACACAUAUUCGAAUUGGGCAAUCCCUGCAUCAAGAGCUUCAAUUAUCGCACACAGACUUGCGUGAGGAGGCUCAAAUCCAGGGUUCAACAAUAUUCCCGGAAGAUUCCAUCCGCUCAGGAUAUCUGCGACUUCUUGGGAUCGUUCAGACCAUGUAUUCAAACCCAUCUACAAAACUCUUGCGGCAAUGAAAAGACUAGGGACGCAUUCUUAGGGGUGUAUGACGUCGCAGUGUCAGUGUGCAAUCCAACCAAUAACAACGAGGUUGAAGUUGUUUCUCCAGACCUUGAGUGAGUAAUUUUUUGUCUCAUUUUGUAUUUUACUACUGCGAAUACGUCAUAUUAGAUUCGAAAAUGAUUGUAAAAUAUUUGCGUUAAUGACAUGAAAUAUGUAUUUAAAAAUCAUUAAAAAAUGAUGAGACGGAUUAA